CAGGCUAACAGUGCAGAACAUCAGUUACUGUGCAAGAUGAGAGGUUUACUGUUACUGCUUAGCGCUCUGUUACUGCUGGAGUCAACGGACGGAAACAAAGAAUAUCAUCAACUAAGCCAACAUGAUGCAAACAUUAGUGACAAGGCAAUACAACUAGCCAAUAAGAAAUAUGGAGCCAAACACCUUGAUUUUGCCUUCAUUUUAGAAGCUAAUUAUGAGAAGCGCAUGUUUCAUGUGAUAUUAAAAUCCACCUCAUGUGACAAGACGACACCGAGUGUCCAUCGGAAAGACUGUAAAAUCCAAGAUAUGGCAAGACCUCAAGUUUCUUGUGUUGACUGUCGUGGAAACAUGACCUGUUCACUUCUUAAAGAAAAAGAGAAGAUUAAAACAACUAUAUCCAAAUGUUUAAAUCCCCCAUCAGGGGGUACUCAUCAGAUUGGGGGAGCACAUACAUUGUUUGCAAAAACAGAAGAGGAACAAACUGGAUGUCUGGGAUGCAUCUGAGAAAUACAAACGAUCAAAGAUCUUUGCAACUUGCCAUAUGAAUUAAACAAAAAAACUA
Messenger RNA from Rhinichthys klamathensis goyatoka, 562 nucleotides. RefSeq lists its product as uncharacterized. Bases 37 to 504 code for a protein of 155 amino acids. The transcript is spliced from 4 exons. The record is from RefSeq and is a predicted model, not a curated record. Lineage: Eukaryota; Metazoa; Chordata; Actinopteri; Cypriniformes; Leuciscidae.